AUGACUGAAGCGACGAAUAUAUCAUCGAAUCAGUUUUCCACAAACGCAACUCCAGUCGAUCAAGCAGAAAAUACGGACGCUUCGACCUCCUCCAGCUACUUGAACAGAGUUGCCAAGGUUAAUCCUUCGUGUUUUUCACUCAAUUUUGUUGUUUUGCAGAGUUUAUCCGAUGAAGAUGUUAGGAAGUUUUUUGAAAUUGAUUCGACGGUGGCUUGGAUCCUAAAGAACAAUUUUCAAAGGGUUGCGCUUCAAUUUCCGGACCCGUUGUUGUACAGUUGCGUGAAGAUAACGCGGUUGUUGGAGGCCGAGGCGAAGUGCAAAACUUUUGUCCUGGCGGAUACGUCUUACCGAAGGUAGAAGGCUUCAUUUUAAGUGAGAAAGAGAUUUUAAGUUGUUGCGUGGACGAAGUGGCGGCGGCGCAUUCGAGUUGCGACGCUAUUGUCCACUACGGCGACGCCUGCCUCAGUACCCCGACGAAUAAUGUCCCAGUCAAGUUAAGAUAUACUAUUGUUGCGAUUUUUCAAAGAAGGAACUUUAGAUACGUCCUCUGUCACCUUCCUAUUGAUUCCGCCGAGUUUGAGACGAAACUGGAACAAAAUUUGGGGAAAACUAUCGAUUCUGAUUUUAUCCUCCUUCUGGUCGAUUCAAUAUACUCUCACGCGACUAAGGAGCUUAUCAGAAUAUUAUCAAAGUUACUGCCCGAUAAACCGAUCGAAUGCGCAGAAGUUGUAGAUUUGGACGACUUCUCAGCAACAUCUCAGACCAAAGAAGACGUACGUCUCUUAGAAAAACCGCCUGAAACAGAAUUUUUGAAGGUUUACCUCGGUAGGCGGUUACCGGCCGACUUCAAGACGUCUUCUGAAGUUGGCGUCGUUUUCGUCGGGGCCAUCGAAUCGCCAUUUUUGCCGCUUUGGCUGAUGUCAUAUCCUCAAUGCAGUUCAGUCGUGCAUUUUGACCCCUCUACUAAUGAAAUUCGCCAUGAAGUGUUCGUUUUUUUUUUGUCUUUGAGUAGUUAAGGAUUGAAAAAAGCUGAGUUUUUGAUAGUAUCACUUCUUGGAUUUGAAAAUCUGUAUGAAAUUGAUAUUUUUUCAUUUCCUAGUGUUCAUAGUGUGUACAAAAAGCUUUCCUGCGCUUUCGAAGAGCGUAAAUUCUCUUAGGAACGCCAUAGUGGCACCUAUAGGGGCAACCUUAGGUCCACUCUAGUGACAAUUUUACCAACGCUAUAGACCCUACUAAAGCUUGCAAAAGUGGUCCCUAAAGGGGUUUAAGUUAGUGACCCCUAUUGGAGACAUGCUAGUCGAUAAUUGUUAUGAACUCUGUGCGAAGAAGCGUUUCCAUGGGAGAAACUGAAAUUUUCGUUUUUGAAUGAAAAUGAAAAAUUUCUAUAUGGACUACUUGAGCUUUGGGUGCUAAUUGAUCAGACCGUAAACCCCUAUAAGCACCACUUUUUGAAAAAAAAAAAAAGAAAAAAAAACUUUAAAAAAAUUUCAAAUUUCAAUAGUAGAAACCCUGUAUAAUAAUGUAUUGUGUAUGGUUUUCUAGUAUUGAAAGUUUGUUCAAAAAAAUUUCCUGUUUUUGAAAGUGAAGAAAUCUUCAAGGCCUGGAAAGACUUUGAAAAAAACUUCUCCGUUCAGAGACUUUUUGGAAAAAAAUUUUCGUUUUAAAAACUUCUAAAAGGAUUGUUUGAACAAAUUCUCUUAUUAACGAACUCCGUUAUUCUUCAAAAAAAUCGUCUCUUUUUAAUAUUUCGCUGAACUUUUUCAAAGUUUAGUUUAAUCACAACUUCCGAAUUUAACCUUCUCCUGAACAAAAAACAUCAACUUUUCGGUGAAAAAUCGCUUAAAAAUGGCAUUUUGGGAUGGUUCUUUUCCUUUUCCAGAGCAAAAUCCACCCGACAACUACGAAAACGGCUAUUUUUGGUUGAGAAAUUGAAAGAUGCCAACACAGUCGGUCUUAUCAUUGGAAGCAUGGGCGUUCAUGGCCACAGGUUUUUCUUCUGGAAAAAAAUAAUAAUCUUACUAAACAUUUUCAGAGAAGCGGUCCAGCGAAUGCGGAACCUGUGCAAGGCGGCCGGCAAGAAAAUCUACGUUAUUUCAGUUGGAAAAGUUAAUUUUUAUUCCAUUAUUGUCAAAUAAGGAAUGAAAUUGAAGGUGAAUGUAGCGAAAUUGUCGAAUUUCGCCUCAGACAUCGACGUUUUCGUGUUGAUUUCUUGUCCCUUCGGGGUGAUUUUGGAUUCUUCCGAGUUCUACAAGCCGGUUUUAUCAUUUUUUGAAGCCGAGGUGCUGGGAAAUAUCUAUUUUUUAUUUUUAAUCGAGUUUAGAUGGCCCUGAAUCCAUCAAAAGCCUGGGCGGCUCAUGGCGAUUGGACGGCUGAUUUUGGGGCUUUUCUGGCAGGUGAGAAUAAAUUUAUUUUUCAGGGGAAUUUUCAAGAACCUCCUAGUUUCAUUUUUUGAACAAGAAAAAAAAAUUAGAAAGGUAUUUUUAUUUUUUUUCCGUGAAAACUUAGUUAAUUUUUUACCUCUUUCUGAUCAAUUGAGAAAUCUUUUCAAAAAGACAUUUUUGAAAUUUUCCAUACUUUUCUCAGGAAUUUUAGUGUGAUCCCUACAAGAUUAGGGUGAAAAACAGUCCCUAUAGGGGACGAAAAAGUGGUCCCUAUAGGGUUAAAUCAAGGUGGUCCUUGUAGGGGAUUUAGGGUCUGAUCCCUUAGCCCAUAAAGCUUAAUUGGUCCCUAUAGGGGUCUCUCAAUUUUAUUCAAAAAGCGCUUUUUCAUUAGUUUUUCGUAUGGAAAUGCUUCAUAACAAUUAUCGAACAGAAUUUCCCCUACUAGGUCUACUAAAUAAAACCCCUAUAGGGACCAUUUGCAAGCUUUAGUGAACCCUGUAGGGAUCGGUAAAGUAGAGGGACCCUAAGGUAGCCCCUAUAGGGAACACUCUGGAGUUUUUAAGUUAAUAAGUUUUAAAAUUUUCUCGUGCUGUUUCUGUUGCAUAUAAGCUUUACUAAUCGAGAUGGUCAUUUAAAAAAAACAACUUUUGAUUAUUCUGCAAUUUCAUACAAAAUGCUGAGUAGCUACCAUUUCAAGAGAAAAUAUUCGAAAAAAAAAAUCGCAGACGAAAUCGGCGCGACAAAAAUUGACGACGACGACCACGGCGACGUGAGCUUAAUAUCGGGUCGCGUGAGAACGGCGAAUCCUGCGAAAAACGUCGCCGAGGCCAGUUCCAGCGACGCCAACGGCGCUGUGUCGCUCUACACUGCCGGUGCGACGCGACUUGUUCAUUCGCGACCGCUUUUUUGUUCCAGGCGACUACUUCGCUCAGCGAAGCUGGAAGGGAUUGGACGACACGAUUCGCGUCGGCGACGACACGACUGUUAGGCAAGGUCGCAGCGGAAUCGCGCAGAGUUAUCAGGGAAAAUGA
Messenger RNA from Caenorhabditis auriculariae, 3412 nucleotides. Lineage: Eukaryota; Metazoa; Nematoda; Chromadorea; Rhabditida; Rhabditidae. The record is from the annotation of a GenBank genome assembly.